Molecule: messenger RNA, 765 nt
Organism: Pseudocercospora fijiensis CIRAD86
Lineage: Eukaryota; Fungi; Ascomycota; Dothideomycetes; Mycosphaerellales; Mycosphaerellaceae
Exons: 2
Coding region: 1-765 (254 amino acids)
Biological process (GO): retrograde transport, endosome to Golgi; phospholipid translocation
Cellular component (GO): endosome; trans-Golgi network
Source: RefSeq, a predicted model, not a curated record
AUGUCGUUGGUGAAAUGGGCAGUCACGCACAUCGCACCUGUCUUCCUCGUCACAUCGCCAGUCACUUCCUACGCAGACCAGAUAUGGUCUAUGCACAAGCGCCGAUCGUCGGCAGGCUUCUCACUGGACGUACCAUUGAUCAUGCUGGUAGCUUCGAUACUGAAAGUCUUCUUCUGGUUUGGUGACCGCUACGACUUUCCGCUCUUGAUUCAGGCGGGCAUCAUGAUUUUUGUCCAGCUGCUUCUGCUUCGCGUCGCGUUGCUCUAUCGGCCACCUUUUGGAGCUCAGCAUAGUCUCAGCAGGCCGUUUCAAGGAGCAGACCACACCGAUGGCGGCAUCCCGAGACCAUAUAAUUUCUGGCAAUGGCGCCCGCAGAAGCCAUACUGGCAGUUCAUUCUCUACUACACUGCAGUCUUGGCAGCACUGCAGCUGCUCAUUGGAAGCAACACUGCGUACAUUGCUCUACAGGGAUACGUUGCGCUAUCCGUGGAGGCCAUUUUACCCAUCCCGCAGAUUUUGGAGAAUGAACGACUUCGAUCUUGCAAAGGCUUUCGAUUCAGCGUCUUGAUCAACUGGUUGGUGGGAGAUGCGUUCAAGAUGACUUACUUCUUCCUCUCUGAAGGAAGUGUUCCCUGGGCAUUCAAACUGUGCGGCAUCUUCCAAGCCGCCUGUGAUUGCUACCUCGGCGUGCAGUAUUGGAUGUAUGGUGAAGGCGAUCCAGCAGCAACCUUAGAAAUGGCCGAGAAGAAUACCAGGAUAGCUUAA